GUGAAAAAUAGACUCUACAUGAACUUCCACAACUGCCCCUGCCACUUCUGGCGCUUUUCUUUUCUCUUCUCUUCUCACUCAGCCUCUCAAAUUUGAUAUGCGAUUUCUCAGAUCACCCCAAGCCUCCGAUCCGAUCAAGCUGCUCUGCAAUUUCAGGCCCAAUUGAAAAUACAGAAAUGGGGGAGCGGAAAAGGCAUAGAAUUCUCAUGGUUUCUGAUUUUUUCUACCCCAACUUUGGUGGUGUGGAGAAUCACAUCUACUAUCUUUCACAAUGCCUUCUCAAGCUUGGUCACAAGGUGGUGGUAAUGACUCAUGCAUACCAGAAUCGUUCUGGAGUGAGAUAUAUGACAGGCGGACUGAAAGUGUAUUAUGUACCAUGGCGGCCGUUUCUUAUGCAGAAUACUUUUCCAACAUUUUACGGGACACUUCCAAUUGUGAGGACUAUCCUUAUUCGAGAGAAUAUAUCGUUGGUACAUGGGCAUCAAGCCUUCUCAACUCUUUGCCACGAGGCUUUGAUGCACGCACGCACAAUGGGUUAUAAGGUUGUGUUUACAGAUCAUUCACUCUAUGGUUUCGCUGAUGCGGGAAGCAUACACAUGAACAAGGUCUUGCAGUUUACUUUAGCCGAAGUGAGUCAGGCCAUUUGUGUUUCUCAUACAAGCAAGGAGAACACUGUGCUACGGUCAGGUUUGCCACCAGAAAAGGUGUUUGUAAUACCUAAUGCUGUUGACACAGCUAUGUUCAAGCCUGCACCAACGCGACUGAGUCGUCAUGAAAUUGUUAUUGUUGUUAUAAGUAGGUUGGUUUACCGGAAAGGUGCAGAUCUGCUUGUUGAAGUUAUUCCAGAAGUUUGCCGUUUAUAUCCCAAUGUUCGUUUCAUUGUUGGAGGAGAUGGACCUAAACGUGUGCGGUUGGAAGAGAUGAGGGAAAAACAUUCCCUACAAGAUCGAGUCGAAAUGUUAGGUGCUGUUCAACACUCUCAAGUACGAUCUGUUCUUAUUACUGGCCAUAUAUUCUUAAACAGUUCAUUAACAGAAGCUUUUUGCAUAGCCAUCUUAGAGGCUGCUAGUUGCGGGUUAUUAACAGUCAGUACACGAGUAGGAGGUGUCCCAGAGGUUCUACCAGAUGACAUGGUUGUACUUGCAAAACCAGAUCCUAGUGACAUGGUUCAAGCAAUAGAGAAGGCAAUAUCAAUACUUCCCAACAUUGACCCAGAACAAAUGCACAAUCGUAUGAAGGAACUUUACAAUUGGCAUGAUGUUGCAAAACGAACAGAGAUUGUUUAUGACCGUGCCUUGAAAUGCUCAAAGCAAAAUCUCUUAAAACGACUCUCACGAUACCUCUCAUGUGGAGCUUGGGCAGGAAAGCUUUUUUGCUUGGUUAUGAUCAUUGAUUUUAUAUUUUGGCAUCUGUUGCAACGAUGGCAGCCUGCAGAGGAUAUUGAAGAGGUGCCUGAUUUUGUUUUAUCCCAUGAUCAAGAUGAUGGCAUACCACGGGACAAUAAGAACCAAUGCUUUGGAUGACUGCUGUUAAAGUUCAAAGUGCCCUCAUGAUAUGGAUUGACAUUUCUAUUUUAUAGGAAUGGAAUGAACAGACCUAACUACAGAUGGUGUUCUUUUCUCUUUUACACCGAUGCUAGUACCUAGGACCUAAACCCUCAAUGCCACAUUGCCACUUGAGCUAAAGAUCUUAGGCCACUAUAUUCAAUUUAGUAUCAGUUGGAAAUUGGAAUACACUUCCUCCCAUUUGUAUUCCUUCUAGUGUGAGUUCUCUUCAAGCAACAUACUGUAUUGCCAAUUUUGAACAAAUUUUGGCCUGAGCUCGACUUUCUGUCAAGUUUUAGGAUUAACAAAAUAUUAACGAAAUGUGACUCAUCUCUUCGGUACUGGUUGUAUUUUGUAAUAUGUUUAUUCUCGGAAUAUAUUGAUCCUUCCCUGUUACUUCAGCA
This is a messenger RNA of Rosa rugosa (rugosa rose), 1948 nucleotides long. Its product is annotated as phosphatidylinositol N-acetylglucosaminyltransferase subunit A. The coding region runs from base 177 to 1523 and encodes 448 amino acids. Gene Ontology annotation, cellular component: glycosylphosphatidylinositol-N-acetylglucosaminyltransferase (GPI-GnT) complex. Gene Ontology annotation, biological process: GPI anchor biosynthetic process. Gene Ontology annotation, molecular function: phosphatidylinositol N-acetylglucosaminyltransferase activity. Lineage: Eukaryota; Viridiplantae; Streptophyta; Magnoliopsida; Rosales; Rosaceae. The record is from RefSeq and is a predicted model, not a curated record. The transcript has 9 exons.